AUAGAGCGAAGCCUUGUCGGCGAAGAACGCAACUUGGCAAAUUUGCGCAGCCGCGCAUUCCACGGCUUUCAGCCCCAGAUACCGCCUACUACCAUUUCUAUAAUGACUCCUAAGUUUGCUGCGACCUUGCUUGGGGUCAUUAGAGCGCUACAAAGGGAUUUGACGGUCGUGCUGACCGAACUUGCGCCGCGGACAGGCUCUAACACUGACAACAAGUAAAGAAGCGUCCGGUCGCAUAAAUGUAAUUAUGCUGGGCGUGCAAGACAGCCUAACAAAGUUGCGCACUAAUUCCCGAAUUAGCGCAAAUUGCCAUAGUCGCGAAUUCACCCAUGCCAUGGCCCCUACCCCGGCCCAUCGCGCGCGCCCCAUCCAGCGAGGGUUUGGGGAACUACUUGCGCAACUAGACGCAGCCCAGGUAAUAUUCGCCUUGUAUCUAUAUCCUACGCGAAUAGCAAACAUGGCCCUGCUCAUGCGUUCUCAGACCCUGCGCCCCGUCUCGGCGGUGGCCUCCCGCCGCGUCUCCGUGGUCGUCCGUGCUCAGGCUGGCGCUGAGAAAAGCGCUUCGAACACCACGGGCAAGGCUAAACUUGUGGAGGCGAUCGCUACUGAGGUGGGACUGACCAAGGACGUCGCUGCGAAGGCCUUUGACUCCCUGAUUGGCGGCAUUGAGGACGCCCUCAUCAACGGUGACCGCGUGACCAUCGUGGGCUUCGGCACGUUUGAGGUGCGCGAGCGCGCUGCGCGCCAGGGCCGCAACCCCAGCACCGGCGCGGUCCUCCAGAUCGCCGCCAGCAAGGCCCCCGUGUUCAAGGCCUCAGUUGGCCUGAAGGAUGCCGUGAACGGCCGGGAGCCCAAGCCCGCGGCUGCCAAGGCCGCAGCUGCCAAGGCCGCGGCGGCCAAGCCCGCUGCGCCGAAGCCGGCUGCGGCUAAGCCCGCGGCUCCUCAGCCCGCGGCUCCUAAGCCCGCGGCUCCUAAGCCCGGCCCCAAGAAGUAAAGCGGUCGGCAGGCAUCUUUGAUUGCUGUACCUAUCUCGAGUGGGCAAUGCCAGGCCGUUUUGGUUGCCUUAUGCUUUAGGCCGCACUACACACAUAUGGGGACUGCUGGCCACAUUACUUGCCAGUCGGUCGCCAGCCGGCAAAUGCAGGAGUGGUGCAUUGGAUGCCUGACGCAUGACCAGACCACUUAUGGGAAUGAGCUUGACCUUGCUGACGACGGUGCGAAUGUGACGCUCGCCAUUGUUGAUGGGCGCAUGGAAGGACCCAGACGUUGAGCCAUAAGUACGUUGUGUAAAUGUGCGGUUCCGAUGGGCAGUAGUGCAAGACUAUGGAUGGAGCAAACAUCUUAAGCUCGAUGCCGGACCCAUGGUGUUGAAGGAAGCCCUUGGCCGUGCGCCGCAUCCUGCCUGAAAGGCAGUAUGGAAUAUGAAUUGCCAACGGCCAUCAGCAACGCAAAGAGGCCCGAGAACCUGUGAUACCAAUAUGCG
This is a messenger RNA of Chlamydomonas reinhardtii, 1483 nucleotides long. RefSeq lists its product as uncharacterized. Bases 458 to 994 code for a protein of 178 amino acids. NCBI's taxonomy places the organism in Eukaryota, Viridiplantae, Chlorophyta, Chlorophyceae, Chlamydomonadales, Chlamydomonadaceae. Gene Ontology annotation, molecular function: DNA binding; structural constituent of chromatin. The record is from RefSeq and is a predicted model, not a curated record. The transcript has 4 exons.